AUGCGGAUCUCGGCGCCUGCAAACCUCAGCCAAGAAAGAAUUACUGAACUCAUCGAACAGUUCCUGAAAGGCCAGCUGCUUGGUCUGGAUCCUGCGGUCAACGUCACAGCCUUUCAGAAAGGUAAAAACACGUCUUUACUUUUAGCUUUAUUGAUGCACUGUUGCACAAUCAAGUACAGCGCCUACAAUGACAAUCACCACCGCUCCAACGACAACCGGUGGUGGUCCUCCAACAACCACAACUACAGCUCCUCCAACAACCACAACCACAGCUCCUCCAACAACCACAACUACAGCUCCUCCAACAACCACAACCACAGCUCCUCCAACAACCACAACUACAGCUCCUCCAACAACCACAACCACAGCUCCUCCAACAACCACCACAACUACAGCUCCUCUAACAACUACCACCACCACAGCUCCUCCAACAACUACCACAACUACAGCUCCUCCAACAACUACCACCCCCACGGCUCCUCCAACAACCACCACAACUACAGCUCCUCCAACAACUACCACCACCACAGCUCCUCCAACAACUACCACCACCACAGCUCCAACAACUACCACAACUACAGCUCCUCCAACAACUACCACAACUACAGCUCCUCCAACAACUACCACAACCACAGCUCCUCCAACAACUACCACAACUACAGCUCCUCCAACAACUACCAUAACUACAGCUCCUCCAACAACAACUACCACCACAGCUCCUCCAACAACCACCACCACAGCUCCUCCAACAACUACCACCACCACAGCUCCUCCAACAACUACCACAACCACAGCUCCCCCAACAACUACCACAACUACAGCUCCUCCAACAACUACCACCACCACAGCUCCUCCAACAACCACCACCACCACAGCUCCUCCAACAACUACCACAACUACAGCUCCUCCAACAACAACUACCACCACAGCUCCUCCAACAACCACCACCACAGCUCCUCCAACAACAACCACAACCACAGCUCCUCCAACAACCACCACAACUACAGCUCCUCUAACAACUACCACCACCACAGCUCCUCCAACAACUACCACAACUACAGCUCCUCCAACAACUACCACCCCCACGGCUCCUCCAACAACCACCACAACUACAGCUCCUCCAACAACUACCACCACCACAGCUCCUCCAACAACUACCACCACCACAGCUCCAACAACUACCACAACUACAGCUCCUCCAACAACUACCACAACUACAGCUCCUCCAACAACUACCACAACCAAAGCUCCUCCAACAACUACCACAACUACAGCUCCUCCAACAUCUACCAUAACUACAGCUCCUCCAACAACAACUACCACCACAGCUCCUCCAACAACUACCACAACCACAGCUCCUCCAACAACUACCACAACUACAGCUCCUCCAACAACUACCAUAACUACAGCUCCUCCAACAACAACUACAGCUCCUCCAACAACCACCACCACAGCUCCUCCAACAACUACCACCACCACAGCUCCUCCAACAACUACCACAACCACAGCUCCCCCAACAACUACCACAACCACAGCUCCUCCAACAACUACCACAACUACAGCUCCUCCAACAACUACCACCACCACAGCUCCUCCAACAACCACCACCACCACAGCUCCUCCAACAACUACCACAACUACAGCUCCUCCAACAACUACCACCACCACAGCUCCUCCAACAACUACCACAACUACAGCUCCUCCAACAACUACCACCCCCACGGCUCCUCCAACAACCACCACAACUACAGCUCCUCCAACAACUACCACCACCACAGCUCCUCCAACAACUACCACCACCACAGCUCCAACAACUACCACAACUACAGCUCCUCCAACAACUACCACAACUACAGCUCCUCCAACAACUACCACAACCACAGCUCCUCCAACAACUACCACAACUACAGCUCCUCCAACAACUACCAUAACUACAGCUCCUCCAACAACAACUACCACCACAGCUCCUCCAACAACUACCACAACCACAGCUCCUCCAACAACUACCACAACUACAGCUCCUCCAACAACUACCAUAACUACAGCUCCUCCAACAACUACCACAACCACAGCUCCUCCAACAACUACCACAACUACAGCUCCUCCAACAACUACCACAACUACAGCUCCUCCAACAACCACCACCACAGCUCCUCCAACAACUACCACCACCACAGCUCCUCCAACAACUACCACAACCACAGCUCCCCCAACAACUACCACAACCACAGCUCCUCCAACAACUACCACAACUACAGCUCCUCCAACAACUACCACCACCACACGCUCCUCCAACAACCACCACCACCACAGCUCCUCCAACAACUACCACAACUACAGCUCCUCCAACAACUACCACCACCACAGCUCCUCCAACAACUACCACAACCACAGCUCCUCCAACAACUACCACAACUACAGCUCCUCCAACAACUACCAUAA
Knipowitschia caucasica is the source of this 2442-nucleotide messenger RNA. Lineage: Eukaryota; Metazoa; Chordata; Actinopteri; Gobiiformes; Gobiidae. The record is from the annotation of a GenBank genome assembly.